AUGCUCCCGCUACUGGAGCUCGGCCCCUUCUUACGGGACGUGACCCCGGGGCUUCACGAUGAAACCAGUGUAACCAAAGUGGCGAAGAUCACUCUGUUCCUCUUUGACUUCUAUCGCCAGCUAAUUGGCAGCGGGCGUGACGAAAUCGCGGGGGUAAUCGCCGCUCUCCAGGUGGUGAUUGACCGUCACCGAGCCGUUUUUAACCAGCCCGCCGACCAAAGCUUUACUCUGCUAUACUCGGGAGGACCCCUGGUGGGUGCCUGGGCCGUCCAGUUUUUGAUUCACGUCCUCAAAACCACCAGUUCCUCGGUGGACGCCACCUUCCAGUUAUUCGCCAAUGUCGUCAGCGCUGCGGGAGUGACCAGUGGCAAAUACGUGAAGAAAGUGAUACUAUCGGAGCUAGAGCUGCUUACGGACAAGUUUAUGGCCGGGAGAGGCGACCACGAUACCCUUACCGUCUCCUUAUAUGGCAUAGUCAAUCUGAUCCAUCUGCUCCGGUGGACGGUGGCGCAACAGCGUAAACUUGACUCGUUGCGACGGAGACUAUGGUUUGCGGCCAUAUCCAUCAAUAGCCUCUCUCCCAUGGCGCCAGAGAUCUUGCUUCAGGCCCUGCACGCCGUGGUUAACGACGCGUGUCGCCUGGUUGCUGAAGUGGAACAAGUGAAACAAAUGAUCUAUGAAGCGUGUCGCAUUGAAGACCCCGAAUUGGCCAAAGCGAUGGCGCUUUCCAUUCUAAGGCUAGCCGAAAAGGGCCACUACAUUUACGAUACCAAGCUGAGAUCAGUGGCGGUUGUUCGAGCCCAACAAGUAGCACACUACUUGGCUGACCCUACUACCGACAAAUUGAAAGGUCUUAGUGAUCCCAUGGGAGAUGAGACGAUUGAUAGUAUCAUUGCUCGACUAUUAACUCCCAAGAAAUGGCUCGAACCGCCAACUAUAUCCGAUGAUGAAGCCGCCACCGUGGUCCUGCUUACAGUCAAUCGCAACUACCCGUGUCAGGUGUCAGGUGACCUCAAGGAAGGCCACUGUGGUCGGUGUGGGUACCAUCAUGGGAAAAACCCUUACGCCGUAAUUCUGAAAACUCGACCUUUCCUUGAAGAUGCUUACGAAUUAAAAGGGGAAGUGAUUGACUUAAUGAGUAUCCCGCAACACUAUGAAGUGGCACUUGUAGCCCUGCUUGACGUGUGGUGGCUGAUAUUGGCUCUGUACCGAGUGCUGGAUACUUCUCAAGUUAUACCCUAUCUUGUCAAAUUACUACGCCACGAUAAUCGAGAAGUGAGACUAUUCGCUGCUCGGGUGAUCCCGCUUACAGUGAUUGCCCCCGCCCUGCCUGAAUUAGAUCAGCGUAUAAACGAAUUGGUGGCUGAGGCCACAACCAUGCUAUCUGGAGGGCCGAUUUUGUUAGGUGAAGCGGCGAUAACCGUAUUAUCCUGGCUCACCACUGCACUUGAUCCUGAAGAGUCGCCUCAGCCUCUCGCAGCCUUAGUGGCCCAGUUUAGCCAUACUAACGAGCAAUAUGCUAACCACGCGUUUGUGGGAGUAGUGCUGCUGGGAGUACUGAGGGGAAUCCACCCACCAAAGCUUGUGAUGCCGAUUAUCGGUCGCGUUGUCGACCCCAUAAUAACCCGACCGUUAGCAUUGACCAGGUUUUAUGAGCUUGGCAUGAACCCUCAGCAAUUGCUUGAGCGACUCAGAGACUAUGCCGUACCCAAAUACUUGGACGACUAUAGCCAUGACUAUUUAGGCGAUAUCGCUGCUCGUUUACGACUGUCGAAAGGGGACACUGUGGUGAAAGUGCUUCCAAGAAUUAUCGCUGCCUAUGUCACUAAACGAGACUUCAAUCCUCAGUUAUUCCACAUGGCGUUGACUAAUGCCAGUACUCGUUUUGAGGCGCAAAACAUCACUUCGUUAUUAAGGGAACAAGCGAAGGAAGCCUACUGGCAGAUCCUUAUUUCGUUAAAUGAUGAUAAUCAUGAGGAAAUACGCCUCGGGUUGGACCGCAUUGCUGACGCUACGGGGAACGAUUUGCAGACCGAAUUGGGCAGCAGCGCUCUUUUGCUUGUGUCAAAAUUCAAAGACACCGUUCACAAUUUGAAAGUGGGUAAUCUGGCCGAUGGUAAAGUGGCAGCUUUGAGAGCGGCGGAGUUCUUGUUAUCGGAGAUUCCCGAACAGUUGCUGGUGGCUAUCGGUCAGGUGCUGACGUGUCUUCAAACAUGUCUCGAUAUGGGCCCGAGAAUUCAACAUUUCGCCUUGCGGUGCUGGCACGUGCUUGUGAUGAAACUUCCCCCAGCAAAAUUGGUCUCGUUGAUGGACAUAUUGGUGCUGUGCUUGCUCCAAGUGUACCCUAAGCUUGAGCGCGAAGAUCUGCGUCAGUUGGUCCGGUUGAUACUAGGCCACGUCCUCACUGCCGACGUUGACCCUCAAUUCGCCCAAUACCUCUGGCUGCUUCCGUUUAUCGAAGGAUUAGAGCAAGUGGUGCCGCGGCUCGACCCCAAGCUUGCCCAUUUCAGCCGCUCGCAAAUGAUGCUGGCGUUCAUUCGCCGUUUAGCCACGGGGAACACGUACGUGGUGGACCAGGCACUUAAGGAUUUACGCUACUAUUUUGAUCGCUACCAUCAGGAGCUUCACCGCGACAUGGCGGAGCCGGCAUUGGCUCAGUUGGUGGCCAACUUGGCCCACGAAAUUCUUGCAGCGCUGGCGCUGCGUCCUGAACCCGCGGCUCGAGCUUUAGCUGCUCUCGGUCUGCUUGAUCCCCUUAGAUUUGCCGUGAAACGACUGCCACCCACGCCAUUUGUCAUCCUCUGGGACUGGCGCAACGAUGAAGAAAAUGCUAAUUUCAUUCGUGACUUUGUGGAAACAGUGCUUGUCAAACUGUUCUGGGCACUGCCGGAUCCUAAUCGUCAGUUAUUCUAUGCUUAUGCGAUGCAAGAGUUGUAUAAAGUGGCUCCCACCACUAAGGGCUAUAGCGAUGUAGCUCGGGCUACACUUUUACCGUUUAUGAAUAGUGUCUAUGUGGGUCCUGCCAUCAAGAAACGCGAAAUGGAGUAUCCGUUGUUCCCUCGACGCUACGACCCUUGGGUAUGUACUUUUGCCAGCGACUUAAUGUUGAGGCUUGUUGGUCGGACUAAAGGAGCGCCUAAAAGGCUAUUACAAACACUCACGGUGUUGCUUAGAGACCGCAACGACGUCACCGUACUGAGAUACCUUUUGAAGUAUGUGGUGGUUGCCCACGUGAUCAAUAAUUCCACUGAAGUCGUUGACGAUAUCCGUACCGAGUUCGGCGCUGUAUUAACUCUGACCGGCACUGGUGAAGACGAUCGCCAGGCGUGUCUGGAGAUGCUUGCCGUGGUUGAUUACUGUCUCCAGUGGAUUCUGGCGGCGACUCCCGUAGCCAAAACCGGGACUGAUGAAGGGGCGCUGCGUGUGCGGCGUCAGCUUCGCCAUCUCCAGGCGUUUGUCGAGCUGAUCCUGCCGUCAAUCAUCGCCGACCGCGCCUUGGCGUGUGACAUGUACGAGCGGACCAUUUUAACCGUGGAAACAAUGGUAACUCUGGGAGCGGCUCCUGCAGUGGAAAAGGCACCGAUUUUACAGCAAAUGUACGCUCGCAUUGGCGACUACGACUCGGUGACGGGUGUAUUACACAAGUUCUCGCUGGAGAAUAUCAGUGCUCAUUUGCGCCAGUUUCAGUAUACUCGCCAGUGGGCGGUGGCACAGGCGCUGAUGGCGGUUACUGGCCAAGUCGACGACGAGAUGUCAGCUUUAUGUGAUCGCGGUUUAUACCAGGAAGUGCUUCUGGCAGUAGCUAAUUCUGCCUAUAAAACUGCCAAUGGUACACCGCUGGCGGCGCUGGCGCGGGCGGCGGUGGCGGCUGGUCUUCUCCACGGCGAUCCUCCAGCUACACAACGGUGGUUAGCGGCGUGGGAUGCUACCAGUGUCGAUGAGGAUGUCAUGGUGGAAAUUGCUCGUAAAUUGACGCGGGGAAACUACGAUUUUACGCCGAUAUACCCGGUUGUGGGGCGUCACUUAGUGCCACUGACCAGCGCCAAUUAUAAUGCCAACCGCCAGCUCUGGCGCUAUUUACAUUGCAUGUAUGAUGUCGCUGGAAUCCUUCUGGGAUCGUUGACUGCUAAGCAAUUGGAGGCGCGGCUUUCCACUGCGGCUAGCGACGACCAGUGGCACGUCUUACAAUUUCGUCGUCUAGGUUACCGGCUCGCCAGAGACCAGAGUGGCGAAGCGCACGCGGUGCUUCAACUAGCGCAAUGGGCCCGGCGCCAUCAGCGGCUUGACCUUGCUGGCCGGUUAGUGGUGGAGGCAAUGGCGCUUGACGAACCGAAAUCUCAAUUGGAAUACGCCAAAUUACUUUGGGACCAAGGCAAACAGCCAGAGGCAAUUUUGAGUUUGGACAAAUACAAACAGCUUUCGCUGGACCCGGAAGUACAGCUUCAGUACGCUCAAUGGCUUGACGAGCUGGCACACGUGCUGAGUGACGAGAUCAUUCGUCAGUACACGGCGGCAUUGGUGCCUGGACAGGGUAAACCACAUUUUGCGUUGGCAACAUAUUUUGGUAAGCUUUUGCAGUCACAAGCCCACACCACGGGGCUCUACGAGGUUCACAUCCUACGCCAUUUGAUGAAACUGUUGGCGUUUGCCGGUUCCGAAUUCGCCUUUGAAGCGGUGCCGAAAUUGUUGACGACCUGGCUUGACUACGCACAAACCGUAGUCGAUAAACCAUCACUGGAAAGAAAGCUGAAACUUGAUGUAAUUGUCAAAGAACUCACAAAGCUGGUACCGAAGAUAUCGACGUCGCUGUGGUUUGUUGGUAUUACACAGAUCCUUCUGAGAUUCUUACAUCCUCACACUCCCUCAUACGAGUUAUUGGAGACUUUGUUGGUAAAUAUCGCCCUGAAAUACCCAAGCCAUGCCUUAUGGUACAUUUUGAGCCACAUAUGGCUGAAGGACGAGCUCAGACAACAGCGGAUAUCAGCGGUGCUUCAACGGUUGAGCAAGGACCAUAAACGACAAAUCACUCAGGCGCAACGGCUCGUGGGGCGACUCAUCGACAUUGCCCUGUUUAAACCGCCAAAAGCGUGGCGCAAUCAACGCCACCAGUUCAGCCUUGCUCAAGAUCUCCACGUGAAUAUGGAAGGAUCUAAAUUCAACCUGUUGGUGGUGCCAGUGCGUCAACACUUAGCCAUCAGCGCCAGGCCCGUCUAUUUGACGUCAGUGAUGGAUGCUUGUCGUAUCUUCUGGUCGCUUCAAGCGCCAAGACAGAUAUCCGUAAAGGGCAGUGACGGUAAGCAAUACAAGCUUAUGGUGAAGCAGGACGACACGAGAAAAGAUGCUAAAGUGGUCGAGUUCACUACUGCCGUCAAUCGCACAUUGGAUGCCGAACACGCCAUUGUUAACUACGCCGUGAUUCCGCUCAGUUCAGCGAUUGGGGUGUUGGAGUUCGUUGAAGAUGUCACCACCUUUAAACAGGCAUUGGCGACUCAGAGAAUGCGGUUGGGUCAAUCGUUCCUGGAAGGGAGACUUGCUUCGAAACUUACCAAGGCACAAAGACUGGGUUCUCAGGAGGAGAUGGUCAAAGUGUUUAAUGAAAUCGUCAGUGCUAACUCUCCCGUAUUACACCGCUGGUUUGUCGACGAGUUUGCUGACCCGGCCUCCUGGUACGCUGCUCGUACUCAAUUUACUCGACUGUUGGCAGUAAUGCUGAUGGUGGGCUACUACGUGGGGCUUGGUGACCGUCACUGUGAAAAUAUCCUUUUGUUUGUCAAACUGGGCCAGGUUCUCCAUAUUGACUUUGAGUGUCUUUUCGAUAAAGGGGAAACGUUACCGGUACCGGAAAUCGUCCCGUUCAGACUCACGCCGAACUUUGUCGAUGGUAUGGGUGUCUGUGGCUACGAAGGGAAAUUCCGAGCCACCUGUGAACGCGUGGGCACUCUGGUUCGCCAGCACGAAGCAGUGUUGAUGAACGUGUUGGAAACGUUACUUCACGAUCCGUUGUUGGAUUGGAAGACCGAUGAACUGGUGACGCCUCAAGGGCAGCUCACCAAAGUGAGACGCAAAAUCAGAGGGUUGAUGCUGGCUAAGGAAGAACUCCCUGUGAAUAUUGAAGGGCAGGUGGACAAAUUGAUUCAGGAGGCAGUGUCUCCAGAGCGGUUAGCUCGCAUGUACCCCGGGUGGGGUCCUUACCUUUAG
Molecule: messenger RNA, 6198 nt
Organism: Diutina rugosa
Lineage: Eukaryota; Fungi; Ascomycota; Pichiomycetes; Serinales; Debaryomycetaceae
Gene: MEC1
Product: protein kinase
Exons: 1
Coding region: 1-6198 (2065 amino acids)
Biological process (GO): protein phosphorylation; DNA damage checkpoint signaling; telomere maintenance
Cellular component (GO): nucleus
Molecular function (GO): protein serine/threonine kinase activity; protein binding
Source: RefSeq, a predicted model, not a curated record